Microthlaspi erraticum is the source of this 1416-nucleotide messenger RNA. Lineage: Eukaryota; Viridiplantae; Streptophyta; Magnoliopsida; Brassicales; Brassicaceae. The record is from the annotation of a GenBank genome assembly.
AUGGUUGAGGAGAGCCUACGUUUGCCUGAUUCACCGAAUGUAAACAGAUCAUGGAAAAGGAUUUCCACUGGAAAGCUGAGUUUUUUAUACAGCGAAGAGAAAAUCCUUCCUAACUAUCUGAGAUCCCCAACUGCUUCUUGUCACGAUGCUUGCAAAUACGGAAACAAACAUGAAUCUGAAGACAAGCCAAGAGUUUCUUCACCUCUCAAAAGAAGGGUUAACAAAAGCUUUGAUUCAACACCACUGAGGAAGAAGGCACUGACCAAUUCUGUGUUGAAUCCUUCUUAUGGUUAUGGCAAAUAUGAUUUUGGCGGUGGCUCUGAUCAUGAGAAACGCCAAGUUAUAAACUUUUCUGACAGAGCUUGUGAUGUUGAGAAUGUGACUGCAGAGGGAACAACAAAGAUAAAGGAAGCAUCUUUCUCAGAUUCGACUAAGCGAAAGAAGAAGAAGAAAAAGGCAGUUUCACAUAUUGAUGUGUCAAGGAGAAGAGCGUUAGAGAUGGUUGAGCAUAACAAGCGUGUCACUGCUUUGAAGCUGAAAUCUGUUGCACAAACCGCAGCUAUUGCUCUUCGGCGAAGUACUGUUACUGUGAAUAGGAAGAAGAUCAAUGUCGGAUCUAAAGCUGCAGAGCCAAAGAAAGUAGCUGUGCCUUUAAGAGCCUCAGUGUCCUCAAAACGUUGUUCCCGAAGCUUGAGGACAAAGAAGGAGAGUCAAGGCUUGAGCAGUGUUCCUCUGAGGAGAACUCGGAAACUUGUGGAUGAGAAGUGUAAAGACUUGGUUGAAGAGAAGACUCUCUAUGUUAUUAAGAUGAAAACAGGGAAUGAGACUGUUCAAUCUGAUCAGAACCAAAGAUGUGUCAUGGAUUUGCCUAGUGAUGAUCCGUCCUCAUCAUCACAACUAAAGAGCCAAGACGAAGCUGAGGAUAUUGUGACUGGUGAGCCAGAGACUGAAGCUGAUGAUGAAUCUUCCGAAGAAGAGGAUGAUAAUGUCUCAUUCUCUGAAGACAAGGACAGAACAAGACAAGGAAAGAGCAAAGAGUCGAUGAAACUGAGAUUGAAAAGAGGAAAGAUUGUAGAUUCUGGAUCACAAGGAAACAGUCCAAGAAAGCUCAAAUUCAAGAGAGGAAAAGUUGUCACAGGAGCUGACACAACCCCAAGAUCCGGUGGUCGGAGAAGCUUAAAGACCAACUUGAGCAACGACAAGGAACAGCAAGACAAAUCCAGUGAGUUGAAAGUUGUUCUGAAACACCAAGACACAGAGAAGAAGAGAGAUUCAGGAGUGUUGUUGUUCAACAAUGUGAUUGAGGAAACAGCUAAUAAGCUUGUGGAGACUCGCAAGAGCAAAGUUAAGGCUUUAGUGGGUGCUUUUGAGUCUGUCAUCUCUCUCCAAGAUAAGAAUUCUUCUGCAACUGCUUAA